Messenger RNA from Dictyostelium purpureum, 818 nucleotides. RefSeq lists its product as uncharacterized. Bases 1 to 786 code for a protein of 261 amino acids. The transcript has a single exon. The record is from RefSeq and is a predicted model, not a curated record. NCBI's taxonomy places the organism in Eukaryota, Evosea, Eumycetozoa, Dictyosteliales, Dictyosteliaceae.
AUGAAUAAUAAUAAUAAAAUUUUAAUUUUUGAUGACCAACUGGAGGAGGAAGAAAAAUUAUCAGAGAUUUUAAAUUCUCAAUUCCCUGGUGAAGUUGGUUCAAUAUAUAAUAACAAUAAUAAUAUAGAAAAUAAUAAUAAUAUAGAAAAUAAUAAUAAUAAUAAUAAUAAUAAUAAUAAUAAUAAUGCCAAUAUUAUAGAUUAUAAUAAUUUAGAAAACAAUAAUGAUAGAAUAGAUGUUGGUGAUAAUGAAAAUAGAAUUUACAAAAGUCAUAGUAUCAGUAAUGAAGAUUUAAUAGAAAAUAUAGAGAACCUUAGUAUAGAUGAAAUUAGUAGUAUGGGUGAUAUUGAUGAUAAAGAAAUUAAUUUCAACGAAACUCAUGACCAAGAAAAUGAAGAGAAGGAAGAGGAAGAAGAAGAAGAAGAAGAAGAAGAAGAGGAAGAAGAAAUAAUAGAACAAGAGCAAGAACAAGAACAAGAAAUAAUAGAACAAGUGCAAGAACAAGAAAAAGAAAUAAUAGAAAUAAUGGAAAAAGAAAUAAUAGAACAAGAACAAGAACAAGAACAAGAGCAAGAACAAGAACAAGAACAAGAACAAGAAAAAGAAAAAGAAAAAGAGGAAAAAAUAGACUCAAUAAAUUUAAAAGAACUAAAUAAUAGUAAAGUGGAACAAGAAAUUGGUGAAAAAGAAUGUGAAAACCAAAUAAAUAAAGAAACCACUAUCUAUGAACCAAUUGGCGGUUCCAAUGAAAAAGCUGUAAUGAAUGGGAAAUCAUAUCGAUUAUGAUAGCAAUAAUAAUGAGGGUAAUAUCAAAGAAA